Messenger RNA from Cucumis sativus (cucumber), 4143 nucleotides. RefSeq names its product DNA annealing helicase and endonuclease ZRANB3. NCBI's taxonomy places the organism in Eukaryota, Viridiplantae, Streptophyta, Magnoliopsida, Cucurbitales, Cucurbitaceae. The transcript is spliced from 24 exons. Gene Ontology annotation, molecular function: endonuclease activity; zinc ion binding; ATP-dependent chromatin remodeler activity. Gene Ontology annotation, cellular component: nuclear replication fork. The record is from RefSeq and is a predicted model, not a curated record. Gene Ontology annotation, biological process: replication fork processing; DNA repair. The coding region runs from base 122 to 3787 and encodes 1221 amino acids.
CGUAUUGGUUCGUCCGUUGGUCUGAGUUUGCCCGCGCUUUUGUCCCUCAAAUUCCAUUUCCUUCAUUCUUCACCAUCGGCUUCGUCCGAACCCUAAAUCAAUUCACUCUCAUUUUUCUUCUAUGGAUAUCACUGAGGAGCAGCGAAAGCGAGCUGAAGCAAACCGAUUAGCUGCCAUAGCCAAACGCAAAGCUCUGGUUGAAUCUUCUAAUGGCCAACUACAACACCAUGAGCCAUGGAAGCUUUUCAAAUGUCGUAAGUUUUCCACUGAAUUUGAUGCUUCCACUACCAUCCAAUCAUCGAAAAGCUUAACAGUUAACAACACCCAUUUGCCUGAAAAGUUCCGAGUAAGGCUGGAAAUUUGCUCCCCUGACUCGUUCUCCAUCACGCCGGAAGUCGUGGAAGGUUGCUUUUACCCGGGAGAGGAGAAUUGCUUCAGGAUAUUGAGCGACUGUUUAUCUAAUGUCACACAUUCUCACUACACACAAAUUAUAGGCGGAGGAAAGGCUUGUGUUUAUAAGCUGAGAGAUUAUUGUUCUAUAUUGAAAUGUUUAAAGAACUCCAAGGACAUUGAUGUUGAAGAGAUACCAUGGACAACAUUUAACGUGGUCGAGAGACUCUCGCAUUCAUUUAGUUCAGGGCGAUGGAUGCCAUGCAGGCCAGAGCAUUUGUCAGAUGAGAAGGUCGAGGAAUUAAUGAAGAAAUUACCAGAUCGGUUGCUGAAUAGGCUCUUACCUUUCCAACUUGAUGGUAUAAGAUUUGGCCUGCAGAGGGGUGGCCGAUGUUUGAUAGCUGAUGAAAUGGGUCUUGGGAAAACACUACAGGCCAUUGCAAUUGCUUGCUGCCUCAUGGAUGAAGAGGGUUCAAUACUUGUUGUUUGCCCUGCGGUUUUACGUUUUUCCUGGGCAGAAGAACUAGAGCGUUGGCUUCCAUUUUGUUUGCCUUCGGAUAUUCAUCUUGUUUUUGGUCAUUUGGACAAUCCUUGCCACUUAUCAAAGUUCCCAAAAAUUGUGGUUAUAUCAUAUACGAUGCUUCAGCGUUUGCGUAAGAGCAUUUUUCAACAGAAAUGGUCUUUACUGAUUGUUGAUGAAUCUCAUCAUGUAAGAUGUGCCAAGAAAUCAUCUGAACCAGAAGAGAUAAAGGCUGUUCUUGAUUUAGCAACAAAGGUCCAGCAUAUUAUUCUUCUAUCUGGAACUCCUUCUUUAUCAAGGCCAUAUGACAUUUUUCAUCAGAUAAACAUGCUAUGGCCUGGUUUGCUUGGAAAGACCAAGUAUGAGUUUGCAAAAACUUACUGUGCUGUCAAAUUUGUCUCUACUUCUCAGGGAAAAACUUUUAAGGACUUCUCGAAAGGCAUUCGAUUAAAUGAGUUGAAUGUGCUGCUCAAGCAAACUGUUAUGAUAAGACGUUUGAAAGUGCACGUGUUGGCUCAACUACCACCCAAACGUAGACAGAUCAUAAGAUUGUUGUUGAAAAGUUCUGAUAUAAUUGGAGCAAAGGCAGCUACUAGGGAGGUGAUCAAUUGUGGCCAUGACAGAAAUGCCGCUGAAAACAGCUCUCACAAUAUUUGUGGGGAGGAAACCGAUGAUGGUGGAGAUUGUGGAAUUGGGAAACUCUCGUUUCAGGAACUGGGUAUUGCAAAGCUAUCUGGUUUUCGUGAAUGGUUUUCUAUUCAUCCAAUUAUUUCUGAAUCAGAUGGUUUGAUGGACUUGGAUUUGAAGACGGAUUCCCAGAAAAUGAUCAUUUUUGCUCAUCAUCAUAAAGUUCUGGAUGGAUUACAAGAACUUAUGUGUGAAAAGGGAAUACAAUUUGUUCGCAUUGAUGGCACAACCCUUGCUCGAGACAGACAAUCUGCAGUACUGUUAUUCCAGUCAUCAGCUGAGGUUAAAAUUGCUAUAAUAGGUAUUACUGCUGGUGGAGUUGGACUUGAUUUCUCUUCAGCUCAAAAUGUCGUGUUUUUGGAAUUGCCUCAGUCACCGUCGUUGAUGCUUCAGGCUGAGGAUAGAUCUCACAGGCGAGGGCAGACCAAGGCAGUCAACAUAUACAUUUUCUGUGCUAAGGAUACAUCAGAUGAGUCUCAUUGGCAAAACUUGAACAAGAGUUUGCGCCGGAUUACCUCGACCACUGAUGGAAAAUAUGAUGCAAUUCAAGAAAUAGCGGUAGAACACAUUUCUUAUCUAGAAGCAUGUGGCAGAAGUGGUGCAAGUUCUGAGAGUGAUAUGAACUCAGCAUGUAUUGAACUCUGCUCGAAAGGAACGAGAGCUCAAGGCCAUGUCUCUUUGGAGGUUGAAGUGAAAGAUGAGUUGAAUGCCAAUAUUGAUUAUCCAUCUGAUCAAAAUGACGACAUUGACAAUACAACUCAAACUGAAACAGAUCAAAUAGCUAUUAAGGAUGAAAUGUUAUCUGUGCUCCUAAACAAAGAUUUGCUCUCAAUGGGAAAAUCAGAAGAGAAUGUUACCGAAGUUGACACCAGAAGUCCUGAAAGAGCUUCCAGCCCUCAAAUGGAUGAGCAAUGUGGAGAGAGUGAUCAAGCGCAGAAGGAAGAGAAUUUAGGCUCUGGUGCGUCAAUGGUUCAUAAUGGUGAACCCCAUCUGAUCAUUGAGCCUGAAAAAAAUUCCCUGAAUCAUGUUCAGAUUCUGCGGUUUGAGGUUAGUCAGUACACAGGAAGGGUCCACUUGUAUGCAUGCAUUCCUGGGAUAGACUUACGACCAAGGCCGCUGUUUCUGAAUUUCCGACCAGAAGAAGUUGAAUUGAUGAACUGUUCUGUCGAUGAUUGUCAAAAAACAGAUUUCAAUUUGGACACUACACUCUACAAACAUGCUCUUCAAGAAUUUCUAGGUGAAUGGCGUAAGUUGAGACCCAUUGAGCAAAGAAAGUUACAUGGAAAGGCACUGCAGCUUCCUUUAGAUAUUGAGCUGUGCUACUUGAAGGAAAACAUCAACCACAACGCUGCUGGUGUGUUGAAGGGUAAAAGUUUGCGGCGCACAACACCACUUGAUGACAUUAGCCGACCAUUACCAUCUUCUGCCGUAUGGAAACUGGUCCAAUUAGGAUGUGGCUUUGGGAAAAGGAAGAAGGAGUAUGCUCAGGGUUGGACACUGACAGAGGAACCUCUUUGUAAACUGUGUCAAACACCAUGCCAGGGCAUCAAUGCAAAGGCACCUGAAUAUUUGGAAGAUCUUUUCUGUAAUCUUGGAUGUUAUGAAGAAUACCGUGUUAGGAUUAGUACCACAUCCCUCCGUCGGGAAUUGUUUCAAAUGGAGCAUGGUGUCUGCUCAAAUUGUCGUUUGGACUGUCAUAAGCUCGUAAAGCACAUACAGCCAUUGACCUUGGACAUGCGGCGCGAUUAUAUUGAGAAAGUAGCACCUAAUUUGGCAAGCCGGAAAAAAUUGCUCGAGAAGAUUGUUAACAAUCCAACUGAGGGCAACGCGUGGCAUGCUGACCACAUUGUUCCUGUUUACCGAGGUGGAGGUGAAUGCAGGCUAGAGAAUAUGAGAACCCUUUGUGUGGCAUGCCAUUUUGAUGUUACUGCUGAACAACGUGCGGAACGACGAUUAGUUCGGCUCAAAGCUAAGAAACAACUUAAAGAUGCUAUCAUCGAUAUCAAGAAAGGUGGAAAUACUGGAAGGAUAGAUACGGACAUUCAGAAGCAAGUGCAUGAUGAGCAAGAGAGUGUAAUUGAUGAUCAGCUAAUCUUAGUGAAGGUUCCUGGAAGUGCUUACUCCAAAGACGACUGCUUAGUCAAUAAUAAUAAUAAUAUAGAGGGACCUGGAGAAUCCACAGGAGCUUAGAGAACAAACUUCCUGUAGUUCACAUUCUUCAAGCACUUCUCAUCACUCCACAUUGUUGUAUAUUAAUCAUCCAUAGAUUGGUUUUGUAAUUUAUAUGUAUUUUGCAGUCACAGAUUUGGCGGCUCAAUCCCAGCUGCAACAAAAAAGAUCAGUCCCGGCUAAUUGCAUUCGUUGGACUUCACUGGCAAGAAAAUAAGUGCUGUGACCACAUGCAUGAUCCAAUUUUGUUGCUCAAUCACGAUGAUCAUACCCAUUGUUUGAACUUGCAACUUAAUGAUGUUGCUUGUUCCACUUGUAGUUUUGUAACGAAUGCUUUUGUAACUUAGACCCAUCAUUCAAUUUUUUUUUUUUUUUUU